Messenger RNA from Heterobilharzia americana, 1602 nucleotides. The record is from the annotation of a GenBank genome assembly. Lineage: Eukaryota; Metazoa; Platyhelminthes; Trematoda; Strigeidida; Schistosomatidae.
AUGACUUUAAUAUGGUUCUAUUUCCUUAAUAUGCCAAGGUGGUUCUGUAAACUGAGACAGUUGGUAUCCAAAAGUAUUGAUUUAUACACCAAAACAUUGAAAUCUAAAGAACCAGGUUCUCUUGUAGAAGCUCAGCCUACACUUUGGUCUGGGGACGAUUUUGAGAGAAAAACUUCAUCCGAAGAAGGAGUGAAGGGAGAAACAAUCUCGCUAGUUGAAUCCGACUAUAUGUGUGUUUCGAAAGCAAAUACUUCAUCAAGUGAUGACGGGAUGCAAUUGAUACUAGACCACUUCAACAAAGGCGAGCUCAUUGGAUUAGUUAAAGAUCUUUCUGAACAGCUGUUUGAAGCGAAAGGAGAAUUGGUCGAGCAAGAAGCGCGUUUAAGAGCUGAAAUGUGUGAUAAUAUGAACCAACAAAUGAUAGAUUUUGAAAAGAAAUUUGAAGAAAGUAGAAUAAGCGAAGGCUUGCAGUCUUUUCUGCAGCAUGAGUCUAGCUUUCAGCAUCAAGAAGUAGUGGAACGAUUGCAACGUCGAAUAUACGAAAUUGAAGAGAUAUUCGCGAUGAAGCAUGAUGCCUUGGUGGAAAGUGAAACAGCUUUCUGCGAACUUAAGGCUCGAUAUGAUGAUCUUUCACAGAGAUUGAUUGCACAGACCAACGAUUUGCACCAGUCCACUUUAAAAUUGGAAAAAGUAAAACAGUUACACAAGGAAGAAUUGGAAGCACACACUAAUGAAGCAGAGAAACGGAUUGUUGAAUUGAAAGUUGAUCUGAGAACUGCACUAGAACACAACGCUGCAUUGCUGUCACAUAUUCCAGAUAUUGACGCAGGUGUGCAAACGAUCUUCUCUGAACCAUCUAUUCUUUGUGACUCAACCGCAGUUCAAACCUCAAUUUGUCAAGUGAAUGAAUUGUGUGUGCAGACUUGUUUGGUGGAUCAAGGUAUAUCUGUUGGAGUUCAGACAGAAAAAUGCAAUCCUACUAGUACUUCAAAAUCUGCCUCACAGACAGGUGGGGAAGUUGUGACUUCUGAAUACGAGGAGUCGAACGAAAGUAAUUGCACCUAUAAACCCGAUCACCGCACAAUUCAAGGCAAACGAAACUUGGGAAAUGCUAAUCGUUUAAGACUGAAGCAUAAUAGAGGAAGACCUACACAAAGACUUGGUCCACCGAAGAUCCCUGAUCUACUUUCUCCGAUUGCUUCCUCUGUUUGUAUGUCAGAUAGUGAGUUGGAACUUAUCUCUACUUUGGCUGAUGGGAUUGAGAAAGAAAACUUAAAUUCGACAAGCGAAGAAAUAGAGGAUGAUGAUGACACACAUAAAAGUAAAUCAGUGCUGCGAAGCAUUAGUACUCGAACUACACGGCGUAACAACGCGAAAAAGGUGAACGGAACUUCUACAGAACCGCGAAAAAGACGCACAGUCUUGGCUGCUGCUCAGCGACGCCUUCCACAUUUGGCUGAGUCCAGCCAGCUGUUACCAGACUCAUUCUUUCAGGACCAGCUUGACGAAGCCUUAGAAGUUGUAGAUGCCGAACUUAGAAGAACUGAACACCGAAAACUCCGUGAACUACCUUUGCGCCAAGGACCUCGAAGAAGACGUUAA